CGUCAUGCGCGUGUUUCCGGUUGAGACCCUCGUCCUCGUUCAGUUGUAAACACAUCGCUCUGGCGGCGGCGACUCUCAUUGCUGAAAAACCUUUUUCUUUUUGCACACCGUGUAUCGCUAAGAAUGAAGAAGUUCUUCGACGACAUUAAGAAGGAUAUAAAAUUCAAGUCAGUAGGGCCAGGAAAGAAGCUCACAGAUGACAGCAGCUCUAAACCUCAGGCCCCGCAGGUUCCUCAUGGAGCGCCCAGAAAAGCUCCCACUGAGGGCGCAGAGAGAGCAGGGGCCGCGGCCCUCGCCAGGAUCGAGCAACAGCACCGGCCAAAGCUGAAAACCUCCCAAGAUGCCAUAAGGAAUCAGGUGAAGCGAGAACUCGAAGCAGAGGCGGCUGCCACAGCUGCCAGCCUGAAGAACACAGAUGUCCAGGGGGCCUGUGUUCCACAAAAGGAUCCAUCUUGUUUCUCAGUGCCGGGUGUUUUCUUCAUCUGUCCUCUCACUGGAAAAACCUUAACAAAGACUGAAAAAGAGAUGCACAUAAAGGAAGCCAUUCUAAUGAGGUUCUCAGAAGAUGCGAUAGAGGCCUCCAUUAUGAUGAUUCACAACUUUAAUAAAGACAAAGAGAAAGUAAAGGCUGCAGUUGACAUCAUUAGCAAGUACAUCGAAAACAUCUGUAAGAAUCCGACUGAGGAGAAGUACAGGAAGAUCAAACUUAGCAACAAAGUGUUUCAGGAGAACGUCAGUGGGAUUGAAGGAUCUCGCGAGUAUCUUCAGGCGUUGGGAUUUGAAAGCACCACAUUGCCGGUGGACGGCGAAGACAGGACUGAGGAGUUCCUGGUGUUACCGGCGCAGGAAUCUGAGGCUCUGGAGCAGAUGAAGGCUCAUGUGGAGCGGCUGCAGAAGGGCGAGCCGGUCAGAGCGAAGCUGGACCGUCAGACGCAGGUCUUCAGACCCUCAAAGCACGCCACACACUUCCAGCUUCCCCCAGACUUCUACAAUCUGACCGCGGAGGAACUGAAAAGAGAACAGCAACAGAAGAGUGAAGUCGUGGAAAGAAAUGCAAUGCUGCGAACUAAAGCCAUGCGUGAGAAAGAAGAGCAGAGGGAGAGAAGAAAGUACAACUACGCACUUCUGAGAGUGCGCUUACCAGAUGAAAAUAUACUCCAGGGCACUUUCCUGGCGUGGGAGAGGGUGGCAGCGUUGUACCAGUUUGUGCGCGAUUCUCUGGUGAACGACUGGCAACAACUUGAUCUGAAUGAACCCAAACUACAAAAACAAAAAUCAAAAAAAGCCCCAGCAGCUCUGCUGACCUUCUCGUGGGACGCUGCAGUGCAGGCAGACAUCGCUGCAGCUGGAGGAAAGACUGCGGUUCUGCUUAAAGCCGCACUGUUAGAGAACAUCAAGACCCUGAGCUGAACAUUUAGCGUCCCCAGUCGCUGCUGCCCCCGCCUGCGCUAUCUCACGAGUUUCUCUCCCAUCAUCCCCCACGGUUUCACAGGAUGGGCCUGAUGCAUCGUGUCCACAGCAUGUGCUAGGUGGAUUUAUAUGGUGCUAAACGCAGGAGUUUUCCUGUCAGUGAUAUUAUGAGGAGUGUUAUUGGCCAAUUUCCAAACAAUCUGUCCUAUUAUAAUGCAUUGUUGCUUGAGGUAAAAUGGCCCGUCAUUAUGUGAUAAGGGAAGAUGCUCAGUUCUAUUGGAAACGGUCUGUGAGAGGAUCUGAUGUAAUGUAAAGCACUUUUUAGCUGCUGCUGAAAGAGAGAAAUCUUGAUGUACCAUGAAAUCCCACUGUGGCAACAGAAGCACUGAUCUAACAUGAGCUCUACCAAGUCCUGUCUUUUGUUGUAUUAAUGUUUUGUCUCCUGCUUAACAUAAAUGAGACUAUGCAUGAAUGUAACAAAGCAACUUAAAUGAGACAAAAAGUUCUGGUCUCCAAAAAUCUACCUCCUAAUGCAGAUAAAUGUGCACUCGUGUCACCAUGUCAGUUAAUUGACUUGUAUAAGUAAGCCCAAAGUAUCCUUCAGUUUUUAUGCAUAAAGCACAUGCAGCAUAAAUUUCAUCCAGAUUUUCCCUCUGAAAUCUAACAAUUUUUUUGCACUAUUUAUUUUGUCCACAAGGUGGCAACACUGACCCGCCCUAUUGGUUCAUAGUUAAAAAGAAACUCUUAACAUCUCUAAAGUAAGCCGUUUUCUGUGAAUGUGCAAUACUUAUGCUUCUUUAGCUUCUGUGUGUAAACUAGAAGCACAACAAUGUGCAGUAAAAGGUAAAACUAUUUGUGCUACAAACAAGUGUGUUUAUAGUUAAUAUUUAAAUAUGAUAAACAUUAGUUUGGAAUAUUAAACAACAUAAUGCUGCUUUUUGUACAGUUAAAAUAACUGGAAGUGAUUGACACCGGAAGCCUCGCAUAUUUUCAAAUGGCCAGGCACGCGCACACUUGCGUUAAAAAUAAGAUGGAUAACUUCUGGAGAGAAAUAGCGCAGACACUAGAUAAGUUUUAAUCUUUCUAGUCUGUGUUUGCACACACUAACAAAUGCUAAUAAAUGAAAUAUACCUUGAAAGGCUACGCGAUGGCAUCAAAGGUCCACCUUAUUUUUAAACGCAAAAACCAUUUACUGUGAAUGUGUGAGACUUCCGCUUCAUUAGCUGCUGUAGGUAAAUAACUUUAAUACAGUGCAGUAAAUUGUAAAAAAAAAAAAAAAA
Messenger RNA from Cyprinus carpio (common carp), 2690 nucleotides. RefSeq names its product UBX domain protein 6 (gene ubxn6). The record is from RefSeq and is a predicted model, not a curated record. The transcript has 11 exons. Gene Ontology annotation, cellular component: cytoplasm. The coding region runs from base 124 to 1410 and encodes 428 amino acids. NCBI's taxonomy places the organism in Eukaryota, Metazoa, Chordata, Actinopteri, Cypriniformes, Cyprinidae.